Schistosoma haematobium is the source of this 4471-nucleotide messenger RNA. RefSeq names its product putative ATP-dependent RNA helicase ddx46. The transcript is spliced from 13 exons. The record is from RefSeq and is a predicted model, not a curated record. NCBI's taxonomy places the organism in Eukaryota, Metazoa, Platyhelminthes, Trematoda, Strigeidida, Schistosomatidae. Bases 1 to 3324 code for a protein of 1107 amino acids. Gene Ontology annotation, biological process: mRNA splicing, via spliceosome. Gene Ontology annotation, cellular component: nucleus. Gene Ontology annotation, molecular function: RNA helicase activity; nucleic acid binding; ATP binding.
AUGUUUUCCAUUCAUGAGGUUGAGGUCCACGUAUUCGCUUUUGAGCCACAAUGUAUGCUAGGACGUCGAGAUGACGAUCAUUCGCGUAACAGAAAACGUCGGUCGCGAUCUCGUUCCCGCUCUCGUUCUCCUGUUCUUCCUAGGAGGGCAUUUUCAUCUACUUUAGAAGGGUCUCUACCUUUAGCUGCUUCGUUGCCAACAUCUUCAUUAAUGGGUUCGUUACUAGCUGCUCAGGCAAAAGCAGCUGAAGAAGCGGCUGCCAAAGCCAAGGCAGAAACGUCUAAACCUGCAGUUGGUACUAUGACUGCUAUUGCUAAUGCAGCAGCUGAUAUGAUCAAAGCUGCUCGUAAUUCUGGUCAAGGUAUCGCAGGUAUGGAGGGUGCUCUUGUCAUUACUCCGAAUAUGGACAAAGAUAUUGAACAGCGUCGUCUUGAUCUUGAAAUGCAAAAGAGACGAGAACGAGUAGAAAGGUGGCGACGAGAGAGAAGGCUCAAACAAGAUAUUCUUGCAGCACAACAGAGACUUGCAGAGAGCACCAGAGGAACUACUAUUAAUAAGUGGAAUCUAGAGGAUGAUGAAGACGAAGAAGAUGCAAAUAAAAAGAAUGUUCAGAUGGAAAAAUCUACAGAAGAUGAUGACGUAGAUCCACUGGAUGCUUAUAUGCAGGAGUUGAAUAAUCAAGUUUCCGCUGGUCCUGAAACUACUAAAAAAGAUACUAAAAUUACUAAACAAUCUGAAAUUUCACUAAAAACUUCUAAAGAUACCGAUCACGCUUCUUCAGAUCCUUCAGUCAAACCUAAACAACAGUUAGUAAUUAAACGGAAAAGAAUUAUUGGGCGAGGUGAACUGAUGGAAAGUAACAUAGAUGAAUUAGAAUAUUCAUCUGAAGAAGAAGACACAACAAUUGAGGAUGCAUUGGCUCAGCUACAGAAAAAAGACAAACUUCAGCCUAUUGAUCAUUCCAAAAUUGAGUAUUUCCCCUUUCGCAAAAGUUUUUAUGUAGAAGUUCCAGAACUAGCAAAAAUGUCAAAGGAGGAUGUUAAAGCGUAUAGAGCUAGUUUAGAAAAUAUCCGCGUCCGUGGUAGAGAGUGCCCUAAACCCCUACGCAAUUGGGUCCAAGCAGGCAUUAGCUCUCGCCUUUUGGCUUGCCUAAAAAGGAAUAAUUUCGAUAAACCCACUCCAAUUCAGUGCCAGGCGUUACCCGUUAUAAUGUCUGGUCGCGAUAUGAUUGGUAUUGCCAAAACAGGAAGUGGGAAAACCCUAGCUUUUCUAGUACCGCUUAUGCGUCACCUGGAACAUCAAGCUCCUCUAAACCCUGGAGAUGGCCCAAUCGCCCUUCUACUGGCACCUACUCGGGAACUUGCACUACAAAUAUUUAAAGAAACAAAAAAGCUAUGUCAAGCCGCCGAUGCUCGCGCAGUUUGUGUCUAUGGUGGGACUGGUAUUAGUGAACAAAUUGCUGAACUUAAACGCGGAGCUGAAAUUAUUGUCUGUACACCUGGUCGGAUGAUCGAUAUGCUUGCUGCAAAUGGAGGGAGAGUAACCAAUUUACUUCGGUGCUCUUAUGUGGUUCUUGAUGAAGCAGAUCGUAUGUUCGAUCUAGGAUUUGAGCCUCAAGUUAUGCGAAUCAUCGAGAAUUGUCGUCCUGAUCGACAAACUUUAAUGUUUUCAGCUACAUUUCCUAGACAAAUGGAAAUCCUUGCCCGUAAAGUGCUAACGCUUCCCAUAGAAAUCCAAAUCGGUGGACGAUCGGUGGUUUGUUCAGACGUGGAGCAGCAUGCGUUCAUCUUGUCAGAAGAAGAGAAAGUUUACAAAGUUCUUGAACUUCUAGGAAUUUACCAAGAAGAGGGUAGUGUCCUUGUAUUCGUAGAAAAACAAGAGAGUGCAGAUGAGUUAAUGCGUGUUCUUUUGAAGUAUGGUUAUCCAUGUCUUUCUCUUCAUGGUGGCAUUGAUCAAUACGAUCGCGAUUCUGUUAUAAUGGAUUUUAAGCGUGGCAAUAUUCGUCUUUUAAUAGCCACAUCAGUCGCUGCUCGUGGUCUUGAUGUCACAGAUUUGCUUUUAGUUAUCAAUUAUGACUGUCCAAAUCACUAUGAGGAUUAUGUUCAUCGUUGUGGGCGUACUGGACGUGCUGGUCGCAAAGGGUUUGCCUAUACUUUUCUCACUCCCGAUCAGGAGCGCAGUGCUGGUGAUGUUGUUCGAGCAUUCAAGCAGAGUGGCCAAAAACCACCAGAGGAACUAAUGAAUAUGUGGAAUGCUUACAAGAUACGAAUGGAACAUGUGUGUUUAUGCUUAUUUGUUUGUCAUUGUAUGCAUCAACUGUUUGUUGGUAGUCUUUUUAUUUUAGUGUGGUUUACUGUUAACGAAGGAAAAAAGGUAUACGGUUCUUCAGGUUUCCGUGGUAAAGGAUUCAUGUUUGAUGAAGUGGAAGCUCAGCUGAAUAGUGAAAAACGACGCCUACAGAAAGCUGCUCUUGGUUUACAAGAUUCAGAUGACGAAGAUGGUGAUGGAAAUGUCGAUUGGGACUCGAAGAUUGAAGAUAUGUUGGCCACGAAAACAAAAAUUAAAGAUGUAUCAAAGAGUAAUGCAUCAGAAAAUGUAUCUGAAACUGUUGAAGAAGUCUUCGCAUUAAUGGGUCGUAAUAAUCGAUCGUAUUACUUUCACACUAAUGCCCAAGCUGGACAAGCAGUUGUGAACGCAGCCUUAGCACUUGCUCGACAGAAGGCUGCACAGUUAGGACUCGUCAAACACUUGACUUCUGGUACUCCGACUGUUCCACAACCAAACGCUGUUUUGAAUACCACCACAGUCAGCGACCCUAAUGCUACUAUUGCGGCUGCGGUUGCUGCUGUCACGAUACCUGUGCCUCCAGCUCCCACAAGCCGUACGUUGGCUGAACAAGCUGCCGAACGCUUAAAUGCUAAGCUUGGUUACACUAAACAAACACCAGGCGCUGGUGAUGAGGAGGGUGCUGGUGCUAACACGAAUUCGGGAAGUGACAUGGUUAGAAGAUACGAAGAAGAACUAGUUAUCAAUGACUUCCCACAAAACGUCAGGUGGCGUAUCACUGGUCGCGAAAUGCUCAAUCACCUUAGUGACUAUUGUGAUGUUGGCGUGUCUGUACGAGGAGUUUAUAUGCCACCUGCCAAAGCUAAGCAACAUAUACCCGAAGGUACAGAUGACAGACCACUGUAUUUAUGUAUUGAGGCUGUCAAUGAAAGACAAGUCGCUUUGGCUAAAAAAGAAAUUAUGCGUAUUAUCAAAGAAGAAUUAGUCAAAUUGCAAUCUGGCAAUUCAAUAAAUCGCGGACGCUACAAGGUUGUUUAAUUUAUCAUUUUAGUAUUUCCAUUUGAAUUGUUGUACAUAUUCUGACAGUAAUGAUAUCUACAUUAGCAAUCGCGAUUUAUUCUUAUAAAUAAAUGCUGUCUUGUCAUAUACAUCUUUGUAGUUUUAUUGAUAUUUAAGUCGGAAUUCAGACAAUAAUGUAUUGUUUUAUUUAUUACAUCUCUUACAACUUAUUUUAUGUCUAAGGAUUGUUAAUUACCUCAACUCACAUUUCAGUUUCACUAACAAUGCGUGAUUGGUUGUUAGUCAAACUUCUGUUAAAUAUUCUAUUCUAUGUUUAAGUAAUAUGGUUCGUCAGAAAUUAAGGUUUACGUCCGAUGAUCAUUUAACUGAUUCUAUCACUGAAAGAUUUAUAUAAAUAUCUCAUCUUAUAUGGAUCCCCGUAACAAUUGUAGAUAUACAGAUACAAUUGUUUCGACGCUACUCUUAAAUUAGUCACUUUCAGGUUUUCAAUGGUGGUCAAGCUUAAAUUGACUCGUGAAUUCAACUGUUAAGAUUACUACAAUCUCCACAAAUCCCCAUACUGAUAUUGAUCAUCUGCCCACUAUUGACUAGCUUCAAGAUGGGAUAUCCAGGAGAUCUAGUGAGAAGCCGUGACCAGUAGAAUUAAAACUUCCUCGAGUGUGAGAAAGUUAUCCACCCCAGAUAAUAGAUGGAGGGUUGCUCAAGAUCAUGGAUCAAUUGAAGUCAGACACUAACACUGUCGUAUACCGGCUCAAUGGUCUUAAGGUUAAGCGUCCACGCACGAGGCCGAAGUUCUCGGGUCCGAGUUCGACGUGCGGGAUCAUGGGUGCACACUGCUGAAGAGGAGUACCAUACUAGGAUGAAACGGACGUCCGGUGCUUUUAGGUUUUCAAUGGUGGUCUAGUUUAUAUCGACUCUUUAAUACGGCUCUGAAAGUACUUUCACAAUUGUGAAAAAAUAUCCUGUAGGUCACUACAUCAGCUCACUUCUCGUGAAACGAAUAUCAGAAGUCUUGUUUACGUUUAAUUAAUGAGUGACACACCCAUAGGAUUUAUACUUGUCUAGGAAGUGUAGACAAACCUUGAUAUGAUAAUGAAGAACAGCACUGCCCAACUUAUGGAACCAAUGAUGGUUUCUCUUGAUUUAAAAGCAGCACUCUGUAGAC